Dreissena polymorpha is the source of this 3462-nucleotide messenger RNA. Its product is annotated as cap-specific mRNA (nucleoside-2'-O-)-methyltransferase 1-like. The transcript has 25 exons. The coding region runs from base 151 to 2769 and encodes 872 amino acids. Gene Ontology annotation, biological process: 7-methylguanosine mRNA capping. Gene Ontology annotation, cellular component: cytoplasm; nucleus. Gene Ontology annotation, molecular function: nucleic acid binding; methyltransferase cap1 activity; protein binding. NCBI's taxonomy places the organism in Eukaryota, Metazoa, Mollusca, Bivalvia, Myida, Dreissenidae. The record is from RefSeq and is a predicted model, not a curated record.
AGACAUUUAUUCUUGUCGCUGUUUUAUUUUGUUUUCGCUCAUUCACAAUAAUGGAACGAGUUAUCUUCUCAAAAUGGAAUCCUUGAGAUGUCUUCAAAACCACUACUUGAAUGUCUCCUGCUCAUAAUAUUUUUCAGUUGCUCAUGAAGGAUGGCAAACAGCUCCGCACACACUUUCCAUCAGCCAAAUGAGCUCUAUGCGGCUUCUCUAAAGAACGAGUCCAGCAGGCUCUCUGACGAUUCCGAUGAUGAGGACAUGGUUCGCCCAGCGUUUUCUACUGCCGCAAGGGUGGACAAACGUAAGUUUGCAGACAUGGAUGAUGAGAAAAGUCCUUCUAAAAUGCAGAAGAUCCAUUUAUCUACUGCAUAUACUGGCCGGACGAACGACACUGGGGCUGUGAAAAUGAUGAAAAAACAUGAACCACAAGAUCAAACAGAUGGGGCCAAGGAAUCAGGUGAUGGUGCUUCUGGUGCGAUAGGUGGAGCCUACAGCACUGCUGCAGAAAAAAUGAUGUCCAAGAUGGGCUACAAGGCGGGUACCGGUUUGGGAAAGCAUGCCCAAGGUCGUGUUGAUCCCGUGGAGGCAUCCAUGCAGAGGGGCAGACGCGGUCUGGGGCUCAACAUCAAAGGACUGGAGCCGAACAUGUUUCUGGAGUGGUCCAUGGAGAGUGAUCCAGUGACAAUCGAUGAGACUGUGGACUGGUUGCCAUCUUGUAAAGACCCUGUGCCCAGUCUGGAUCAGCUCAGGUCCUGGAUGAAGAUUGGCCCUAAAAAGCACACAUUGGAUGAUGAAGACAGUUUUUGUUCUGAAGGAACAUUGCAGAAUGUUCUAGCCAGUAAGAGUAUAUUUGAUAGUCUGGAGCCAGAAGAGAUGAGAAAGGCUCGCACACGGUCAAAUCCCUACGAAACUAUCAGGGGGGCUUUCUUCCUAAACAGGGCAGCCAUGAAGAUGGCAAACAUGGAUGCUGUGCUCAAUUUCAUGUUCACCAAGCCCAAGCACCCUGAUGGGAAGCCGAUGUUGGGUCACAAUGACCUGCUGUACUUUGCUGACGUGUGCGCCGGCCCAGGAGGGUUUAGUGAGUACGUGCUGUGGAGGAGCAAGUCAGAGGCAAAGGGCUUUGGGAUGACCCUUAAAGGAGAAUGUGACUUCAAAUUGGAGGACUUCUUUGCAGGACCACCGGAAAUGUUUGAACCCCAUUAUGGAAUUGGCGGGGCAAAUGGCAAUGGGGACAUCUUCAAUGCUGACAAUCAGAAAGCCUUCAUUGACUUUGUCCUGGAAAACACUUCAGGGCUGGGUGUUCACUUUGUGAUGGCUGAUGGGGGUUUCUCAGUUGAAGGGCAGGAGAACAUCCAGGAGAUUCUGUCCAAGCAGCUCUACCUGUGUCAGUUUCUUGUGGCCAUUUCCAUAAUAAGGACAGGCGGCCAUUUUGUGUGCAAGCUUUUUGACUUGUUCACACCAUUCAGCAUUGGACUGGUUUAUCUCAUGUACAGAAUAUUUGACCAGGUGUCAAUAUUCAAGCCAGUCACCAGCAGGCCGGCUAAUUCAGAAAGAUACAUAAUCUGUAAAGGGCUGCGUGGGGACCGUGAGCCAGUGAGACAGUACUUCCAUGAGGUGAACCUUGCUCUCAACAAGUACCUGGUCUCUACGUCAAUGGAGGAUGUGAAUGAGAUAGUGCCCAUGGAGUACCUGCAGAACAAUGGGCCUUUCUACGAGUACAUGUGUAACUCCAAUGACAGUCUAGGAGAAAUCCAGAUACUAAACUUGAAGAAAAUCCAGGCCUUCACUCGAAACACAAAUCUUGUGGACACCAGACAGGCUGAUAUCCGUAAACAGCUGUUAGAGAAAUGGAAGGUGGACGAUGAGUUAAGAGUAGCCCCACCAAAGGUUCUCCCAGAUCAUAAAUGUCAGGACCUUCUCAAUGGUGAUGACCAGUUCCUAGAUCAUGUGACCAAUCAGCUGACCCUAGAGAAUCUGCGGUCCAUCACAAGUGUGUUUGACUAUCGAUGUAUGGUGACGGGGGACCACCCUGAGAAACAAGUCUUCUUACUGGGCCUUGGGAGGUCCAAGGUUUUUCAGCGUGAGUGCAAGGCAGGUUCCCGUUGGCAGAAGCUGGAUAACAAUAAACUGUUUGUGGAGUUGCCGAGAGAUACAUUGCUACAUGCUGAGAUUGUCACUGAACUAAGGGGGGAGGGGACUGGGCAGAUGAAAGUGAACACAGUCCAUGUGUUGGAUGCACUGUUCCUGUGUGGAAAGGAUGUGCGAAAUCUGCACUUCAAUGAACGAAUUCUGCAAGUGCAAAGGUUUGUGAAGUGCAUCACUAAGCCAACCAUAUCAAAGCUAGCCAGAGUUGUCGUACCUGACAUUUAUCGUCUGGAAGAUCUCAGCAAAAUAUUUGAAAGAUUGGUAUUGAGGAAGGUGAAAGGUCAAGGUCCGUCCCCAAGGCUGUGUUACUGCCCCCAGCACGCCUCUGACAGCCAAUUCUUCCGUCCUUCAGGAGUUUACAUAAUCAAAACUGUGAAAGCUCCAUGGACGAUGCAGUGGAGCAAAUCUCAAAACAAAAAGUACUUUUUCAACCUCCAUAAAGGAGAGUCACUAUUUGACAUGCCAAAGGAGAGUAUAGCGUCUGUCAGUGACAGCAAGCAGCAUAGCUACCACUGGACGUGGGAGGGAAUCCGUCUGCUGGAAGAGCAGCAGGGCCAGGACGACGACUCCAAACUGUCCAAGGCCACCAUCCUUGAGUACCUCCAUAGACUCAUGCCUCACCGGUGACACUGCUGGCUUCAUGAGGAGCGGGAUAAAGAAAUAUUAUGUUUAAAGUUAUACCUAAGCCUUUUCAAGAAAUUGACACACUUUUGAAUAAAGUUCUAUUUUAAAAAUUGCUCAAUUGAUUCCUUCUUUUCAAAACAGGUUUUUAGACUCCGUUAUGAAGUAAGGGGUAUACUGGAAUCUCACUGGACUGGAAGUUGUUCAUGUUUGAUUUUUAUCAUACUACAUCAACAGUUUCAAAAGUUAUGCCCCCUUUUCAACCUAGACAUUGCUAAAUAUUUAUACAUUCAGCAUGAAAACAUCUUAUUUUUAUGUCCCUAUAAACUAUAGUGGGGGACAUAUUGUUUUUGCCCUAUCUGUCUGUUGGUUUGUUUGCUCUAACUUUAACAUUUUGCCAUAUCAUUUGCAAUAUUGAAGAUAGCAACUUCAUAUUUGGCAUGCAUGUGUAUCUCAUGGAGCUGCACAUUUUGAGUGGUGAAAGGUCAAGGUCAUCCUUCAAGGUCAAAUAUAUAGCUUCAAAGCGGCGCAGAAGGGGACAUAGUGUUUCCGACAAACACAUUUCUUGUUAGUGUAUAUGUGAACAGUGUAAUGCGAGACAAAACGGGAUCUUUACAGACUCAAAGUAUAGUUGAAUCAAUUGUUGUCAAAGAUGUUGUUUUUACCAUGCAUUAUAAAUACAAUUAUUGAUAAUUAUAA